AUGGGUCUGGGAAAUGAAAGUGUGGUGACAAUAUUUGUAAUUUUAGGAUUUCCUGGAAGUCCAUCAUUGCAGUACUUGUUGUUCUUUUUACUAUGUAUCACCUAUAUAAUAACCCUUCUCAGCAAUAUUGUGAUCAUUGCUAUAAUAUGUAAAGAGAGAUGCCUUCACACCCCUAUGUAUUUCUACUUGCGCAUAUUUUCUUUAUUGGAAGUCUGCUAUGUCUCUGUUAUUGUCCCCAAGAUUCUGACCACCAUUACUCAACAUGGGAGACUUAUUCCAUAUUCCAGCUGCAUCACACAACUUUUUUUCUUCUUCUUUCUUAGUUCCACUGAAUGUUUUUUGCUGAGUGUCAUGGCUUUUGACCGUUAUUUAGCAAUUUGUCAUCCCCUACGUUACCCAUCUCUUAUGGACAUGGACAUGUGUUGGAAUUUAACAAUAUGCUCAUGGUUUGGUGGUUUCAUUACUACCUUUCCUCCAAUACUACUGAUCUCCAGGCUUCCAUUUUGUGAAAGUAAUUUAAUCGACCAUUUCUUUUGUGAUGCACCCCCUCUUUUAAAACUUUCAUGUGCCGACACAAAUCUGAACGACCUCUUGGAUUUUAUUUGUGCUUCUGUAGUAAUAGUAACUUCUCUCAUAGUGACUCUGAUUUCUUACCUCUAUAUUCUAAGAACUGUUCUGAAAAUGCCUACUGCUAAGGGGAGAACAAAAACAUUUUCUACCUGUGGCUCCCAUUUAAUUGUAGUCAUUAUUUAUUAUGGGGCUGUUAUAUUUAUGUAUGUGAGACCAAAGGUGGGUUUUACCUUCAGUCUCAAUCGAAUAGUGGCAGUGUUUUACACAGUAAUUACCCCUAUUUUAAACCCUAUUAUUUAUUGCCUGAGAAAUAGAAAUGUGAAAAGUGCAUUUAGAAAACAUCUUGCGGAGAAGCGCUUUAGUGGUGUCAGAGGAUAG
Messenger RNA from Spea bombifrons (plains spadefoot toad), 948 nucleotides. Its product is annotated as olfactory receptor 6B1-like. The record is from RefSeq and is a predicted model, not a curated record. Gene Ontology annotation, molecular function: olfactory receptor activity; G protein-coupled receptor activity. The transcript has 2 exons. Gene Ontology annotation, biological process: G protein-coupled receptor signaling pathway. Lineage: Eukaryota; Metazoa; Chordata; Amphibia; Anura; Pelobatidae. The coding region runs from base 1 to 948 and encodes 315 amino acids. Gene Ontology annotation, cellular component: membrane.